Messenger RNA from Lathyrus oleraceus (garden pea), 2383 nucleotides. Its product is annotated as transcription factor MTB1. The transcript has a single exon. The coding region runs from base 389 to 2125 and encodes 578 amino acids. The record is from RefSeq and is a predicted model, not a curated record. Gene Ontology annotation, biological process: regulation of DNA-templated transcription. Lineage: Eukaryota; Viridiplantae; Streptophyta; Magnoliopsida; Fabales; Fabaceae. Gene Ontology annotation, molecular function: transcription cis-regulatory region binding; protein dimerization activity; DNA-binding transcription factor activity. Gene Ontology annotation, cellular component: nucleus.
CAAUGAAACAAGUAUGGUAAAGUUUUAAUCAAAUCCUAUGUAAAUGUUGACCUAACCAUGGUUUAAGGUUUUCAUUUUUGCACCUUUUCUUUUUCUCUCUUUCAUUCGACACCUUAAAACUCUCUCUAUCUCUCUCUCUCUUACCCUACCCUACACACAAUCACGCCACACUCCUCUCUCCUUCAAUUUUCACACACGCACCACACCACCCCUUCCUUCACGUUCUCAAUCACCACCACCAACAAAAACAAAACUCCCUUAAUUCUUUGUUUCAUUUUCCGAAAACCCUCUUCUUUUUCCUUAAUGUCUGUUUCAGUUUCAUCACUCGCCACCACCAUUGCUUUCUUCUCUUCCCCUCCUACCACCUUAUAUACUUUUCCCUUUUGAGAUGGGUUCGAAAAACCGCAUGUUAUCAUGGGAUGAGCAAGAUAAAUCCAUGCUUCAAACUGUUCUUGGUGCUCCAGCUUUUCAUUUCUUGAUGACAAAUUGUUUAUCCAAUGAAACUGUCUUAAUUGCUGUUGGUGGUAGUGCUACUGCUGACUCUCUUCAGAACAAACUCUCUGAUCUUGUCGAGAAUUCAUCCACUUUCAAUUGGAACUACGCUAUUUUCUGGCAACUUUCUCAAUCAAAAUCCGGCGAUUAUGUUCUUGGUUGGGGUGAUGGAUGUUGCAGAGAACCAAACGAAGAAGAAGAACAAGAGAGUGGAGUUUUAGCCCUUGGGAGAAAUGAAGAAGAAGAAAGGGUUGAGCAGAAUAUGAGAAAGAGGGUCUUACAGAAGCUACACACAGCUUUUGGUGGUUCUGACGAAGACAAUUACGCUUUUGGCCUUGACCGUGUAACCGACACAGAGAUGUUUUUUUUAUCUUCUAUGUACUUUUCUUUUCCUAAAGGGUAUGGUGGACCCGGUAAGUGUUUUGAUUCUGGUCAAAAUUUAUGGUUGAAAUCUGUUUCUGAUUACUGUGUUCGUUCUUUCUUGGCUAAAUCUGCUGGAAUUCAAACGGUUGUUUUACUACCUACUCAUUUUGGUGUUCUUGAAUUGGGUUCCGUUAGAGUCUUACCCCAGAGCUUUGAAUUGUUGAACAAUGUUAAGUCAUUGUUUUCACUUUCAAAUUCUAUCACACAAUCGUCGUCAUCAUCAUUAUUGUUGUAUCCUAGUCCUAGUGUGAUCAACGAGGUAAGAGAUGAUGAAAGUGGGAUUUCAAAUGGUGUUCAUGUUCCACCAAAGGUUGCUUUGAAUUUGAACAAUGGUCGUUCACAUUUUAGAGAGAAACUUGCUAUUAGGAAAAUGGAUAGUAGCAUUAACUUUCCUAGUUCUAGAAAUGGUGUUUCUGGUUCUACUAGUUGGGGAAAGAGUCAAGGUCAAGGUGAAGUUUUUGGUUAUAAUAAUGGUGUGAGAAAGGAUUUUAGCAACUAUCAACCACAAAGGCAGCUGGUUCAAAUGCAAGGGCUAAUUGAUUUUUCGGGAGCGAAAUCGAGGGCUAAUUCUGUGAGACCGGUUAUUGGUGAAUCGGAAGUUGCUGCGGCUGAUGUUGAGGCUGAUCAGCCUAAUGAUGAAAAGAGACCGAGGAAGCGCGGAAGAAAGCCUGCAAGUGGUAGGGACGAGCCUCUCAAUCAUGUGGAGGCCGAGAGACAAAGACGUGAGAAGCUUAAUCAGCGUUUCUACGCCUUAAGAGCUGUUGUACCGAAUAUUUCCAAGAUGGACAAAGCCUCUCUACUCGGUGAUGCCAUUGCUUACAUCAACGAGCUUCAAGCGAAACUCAAAAUCAUGGAGUCCGACAAAGAGACAUCCGGAAGCAGCACUUCGAGGGAUGGAUCAUCCAACUCAAGAUCAGAAAAUCGCCAUCAAGUUCCUCCUCCUCACGACGUUGAUAUUCAAGCUUAUCAGGACGAAGUAAUUGUAAAGGUGAGUUGUCCUAUCGAUACUCAUCCUAUUUCGAAAGUAAUCGAAACAUUCAAAGAUGCACAAAUCAGUGUAGUUGAGUCGAAACUCGCUGCGGCAAACGAUACUAUCUACCAUACAUUUAUAAUUAAGUCAGAAGAAUCUGAACAACUCACAAAGGACAAGUUGAUUGCAGCGUUUUCCGGCGAAUCCAUCUCGUUACAAACACAAACUUUGUCCAUAUAGGCAUCAUACAUAGAGAAGGAACCAAUUUCUAAACCUUCCUAAGAAAUUUUUGUUGUGCAGGUGAAAAACCAUCUUAAGAACAAAGCAGUGGCAACUAGACAGAAGUAGAAUAAUAUAUAGCUAGGUUGUAUUAGUAUUAACACACCUGUGUAUAGGACAACCAAUUUAUGUUUGUCUAUAGUAUACACAAGUUUAAUCAUCAGAAACAUUGUUCCUCCAAUGUUGAUUGUUUUAUUUAUGUCUUCUCUCAAGUUCUAA